UCUUCUCGUUUGCGUACCUGAAUGGUCGUAGCGUAGAAUUCGAGAAUGAAGUAGCUCGCAUUCACCAUCACCACUCGCCCUCGCACUCGCCUCUCUCGAGCGAGUCAGUAUCGUGCCGGAGCUCGAGAAGUGUAGACGUUUUGUUCGAGUGAUCCGCGCGCCAACGGCUGCGUGUUCCGAUUUCGGAAUAUUUCGGUGUUAAAAUUACACAUUUUGUUUUUUCUCGUGCAAGUUAUAAAUAUGUGUUUGUGAUUAAUAUUUGUGGCCGGUUCAUUGCCUCCCCGGGGACGUGAGGCGAUCACUUCGAGGUGUUGCGCUUGAUAAUUUUGAAGACAGCAGCAAAUUCUGAAAACUAAAUACAGAUCAGAAGACAGCUGGAUUGGGGCGUAGGGCGUAGGACGCGAUGUGGUCCGGCAAGAAGGGCAGCGAGGGCGGGGACGCGGGUACGCCUCCCGCGCAGGAGGAGGUCAAGCUGGUGCUGGUGGGCGAUUCGCAGUGCGGCAAGACUGCGCUCGUGCAGCGCCUUGUCUCCGACACCUUCCUCGAGGCGUACACGCCGACCGGCUUCGAGAAGUAUGCGUACACGUGCACGGUAGCCGAUUGCAGAGUCAGCUUCUCUGUGUGGGACACCUCAGGAACAACGGCGUACGACACGGUGCGGCCGCUGGCGUACCAAGAUGCCAAAGUGUUCAUGCUGUGCUUCAACAUCGCAGAGCCCGACUCCCUGCACAACGCCGCCGCCAAGUGGUAUCGCGAGGUGCGCACACAUGGCGGGUGCACGCCCGGUGCUGGGGGCGCGGCGGGCGCGGGGAGUGCGCCGGUGUUGCUGUGCGGCUGUAAGGCGGACCUGCGUCACGACAAGGAGACGCUCACCGUACUCUCCAAGCUCCGCACGCGCCCCGUCACCAGCGAGGAGGCGCUGGCGGUGGCGCGGCAGCUCGGCGCGACGACAUACGUGGAGACGUCGUCGCGCGCGUCCGGCAAAGGCGUGCGCGACGCCUUCGAGGUGGCCGCUCUCGCCGCGCUCGGCAAGCUCAACAAGCAGCAGAAGCAAGUGGGCCGCAGCAAGAGCAAGCGCGACCUGAAGGCCGAGCUGAAGGGACGCGCGCGCAGCUGCUGCGUCAUGUGAUCCGCGGCCGGCCACCCCGCGAGGUGGCCGCACGACCUGUAGCUCACACACAACACAUCUCGCACAACACUCUCGAUGUCCCGCGGGGACGUCUCCCCGAUCUGUCGACAGUUGCACGAGUACUAAAGUAACACUUUAAGAUACAUAAAUCGAAAAAAGCUCAAAUUUGGUGAUGAUGAUGUUUUAAAUAUCUGAAAACUUUAUACUUAAUAAGUUAUUUGAAGCAUUUGGACGCUAUAGUGUUAUUGAAAGUGGAACAAAGUUCGUUUUGACUAGCGCGACUAGGACACGGCGCGAUGACGUGUCGUCGACAAAGAAUACGAGUAUUGCAGCGUGGUCGAGUGCGCGCGCUAGUCUGUGAUACACUUUAUAUAUAUAGGAACUUCGCAGAAGGAAGCAGAAUCGAUUGGAGUGGGAGGUUCUGAGAUGAGAGACACAACACACAGACACACGGAACGGUUUCUAGAUGUUAAUAUGGUAUUUACAGUGUAUACUUUAUUGUAAAGACAAUUUACAUUGCGUAGAAAGAUAUGUGUUUUCAUAUACAAUAAGUAAUUUUUUCUAUUGAUGUCGCGUUGCGAGAAUACAAUAUAAUAUUAUGUACUGUGAAAUUUUUAAAAUUGCAAAUUUGUCACAUUUGUUUUGGUAGGACCAAGUUAGUUUUGUAAAUAAGAGGGCGGGGGUUGGAGAGGGAGGACUUGUGAUAGCAAUACGUAAUGUAUCGUAUUAUAAGUGAAUGCACAAUGACGGACAAUACUACAUACAUACAUACAUACAUACAUAUGUAACUAAGGAGGUCCACUGGCGGACAGCCACGUCCACGUGCCGGCUGUUGCUGUAGUUUUGUACGUUUCAUAACGCUCGGUGUCGCUUGCAUUGUUUGCUAGCUCGAUGUUUAAUAUAUAACUAUCUAAUUGUACAUUUUAUAUAAAAAAACUUCUUUAGAUAUAAAAAUGUCAUUUCGGCAAUCGUUCUUUUGAUGAUUGUACAAUGUAAUGGAUCCCGUCGAUCUCUCCUCACUGUACAAUAACGAUGGCGCAGUAUGGCUCUGAAAUAUAUAAGAAUUUUAUACGAAGUGAAAACAAUUCAUUACAGUCCAAAGUCAACGAUAAUAACCAAAUAUUUGUUAAUUUCAAUCGAACUUUAGAAGAAAACAUAAAAUGUGAACAGCGCGGCGUCACCUCGCUGCAGUCACCAGUUAUAUAAUUGUGACAUAUUUAUAAUGUAAGUUGUGCAGAAUAUUAAUGUUUGCAAUAUGAAGUCUAAUAUUACGAGCAAAAGUGCAUUGUGUUUGUUUUACAAAUUGAUUCUUAUUUAGUUGUACGCCUUUUGUACAUACGUACAACAGUGAGUCUCCACUUCGGAAACACCUCGACAAAAUACUGUUCUUUUUCAAAUAACAUGAAAAGAGGAGAGUAAUAUUUGCGUACAAGUAUUGCGGCAGUGGGAACCCACUGUUAAACGUCAACAAUCCGUCGUGAAGACAACGUUAUGGUUCUAAUUGUGUGUUAAUAA
Messenger RNA from Papilio machaon (common yellow swallowtail), 2644 nucleotides. RefSeq names its product GTP-binding protein RHO1. Bases 404 to 1129 code for a protein of 241 amino acids. Gene Ontology annotation, molecular function: GTPase activity; GTP binding. The record is from RefSeq and is a predicted model, not a curated record. NCBI's taxonomy places the organism in Eukaryota, Metazoa, Arthropoda, Insecta, Lepidoptera, Papilionidae. The transcript is spliced from 8 exons. Gene Ontology annotation, biological process: small GTPase-mediated signal transduction.